Dalotia coriaria is the source of this 3177-nucleotide messenger RNA. It is a transcript of the gene MetRS, whose product is annotated as methionyl-tRNA synthetase 1. Gene Ontology annotation, cellular component: cytosol; aminoacyl-tRNA synthetase multienzyme complex. Gene Ontology annotation, biological process: methionyl-tRNA aminoacylation. The record is from RefSeq and is a predicted model, not a curated record. Lineage: Eukaryota; Metazoa; Arthropoda; Insecta; Coleoptera; Staphylinidae. Gene Ontology annotation, molecular function: ATP binding; methionine-tRNA ligase activity.
GCGCCGUGUGUGCAUUCAUCAUAACCUUUAAAAGGUUGACGAGAUUGACUCACCGGCAUAGAUCAUUGCAUCACGGUCGUGUUUUCCACAUUUCCUACGAAAAUGUGGACUAUAACGACCAACGAGAACAACCCGGCGACGUUAAAACUCGUCGUGGCGUUUAAUUACGCGCAGAAAUCUGAUUAUAAAUUGGAAAUAUUUACACCAGCUGAUAAAUCGCGUCCAUCUCAACAACGUCUACCUGUGGUGCAAAUUAACGAAGAUCUUCGUUUGUUUUCAUCAAAUGCCGUGCUACAACUUCUUGGGUUGUGUAAACCUGAAGAUGAAAAAGUAUCCCUAAAAUGGUUGGAGUUUGAGGCAAGUCAACUUGCUCCUAGUGUUGCAUUGGCCAUUGCUGGUAAAUCAGCAGCACACAAACAAAGUUUGUUGAGUUUGCUGAAGGUCCUAGAAGGUUAUGCAACUUCUUAUACAAGCAAAGUAAGUUAUAAAAUUUUAUUACAUGACAUUGCACUUUGGUCAACUUUAUACCCAUUGUUGAGUGAUCCAUCAUUAAAAAAAUAUCUGGACACUUUUGAUAAUCUAACAAAAUGGCUGACAAAGUUAUCCAAAGAAAAACAAAUGCAAGAUGCUUUGGCAAAAUACAAACUCACGCCAGGUUUAGUAUCAAUCCAAGCACUCUUAACAGGUGCUAAAUAUCCAACUUCUAUUGUUCCACCAACUUCAACAACUCCAACAGAGGAAGUAUCUGUAACACCUGAAGAAUUAUCAGCAGCCAAAACCGCCUGGUCUGCUGUGGGUAAACUUCCCCAGCCCAAAAAAGAAGUCAACCCAGUAUUACCCAUCAAAGGAGAACGAAACAUUUUAAUAACCGCUGCACUGCCCUAUGUGAAUAAUGUACCACAUUUAGGUAAUAUCAUCGGAUGCGUGUUAUCCGCGGAUGUUUUCGCUCGUUUUGCAAGAUUAUGCAAUUGGAAUACACUGUUUAUCGGUGGUACAGAUGAAUAUGGUACCGCAACGGAAACAAAAGCCUUAGAAGAAGGCUUAACACCUAAACAAAUCUGUGAUAAAUAUUUCGAAAUUCACAAUAAUAUUUAUCGCUGGUUUAACAUCGGGUUUGAUUAUUUCGGGCGAACAACAACCCCGGAACAAACAGUUGUUGUUCAAAACAUGUUUAAAACAUUGAACGACAACGGAUUCAUGGAGACACAAUCCGUUGAACAAUUAUUAUGUGAAAAAUGCAAUAGAUAUCUUGCUGAUAGAUUCGUUGAAGGUGGUUGUCCACAUCCAGGGUGUAAUUAUGAAGAUGCACGUGGUGAUCAAUGUGAUGGUUGUGGUAAACUCGUGAAUGCUAUCGAAUUGAAGAAUCCACGAUGCAAGGUGUGUCGCAAUGCGCCUGUUAUGAAAAAUUCUGAGCAGUUUUUCUUGCAAUUGAAUAAACUGGAACCUUUAUUACUAAAUUGGAUGAGAACUGCUCCGGAUGGCUGGACGAACAACGCCAAGGUGAUUACAAGGUCAUGGAUGAAAGAAGGUUUGAAACCUCGUUGUAUUACUAGGGAUCUCAAAUGGGGUGUGCCUGUACCCAUGGAUGGUUACAGGGAUAAAGUGUUUUAUGUUUGGUUUGAUGCUCCGCUAGGUUAUGUUUCCAUUACUGAAAGGUAUACGAAACAAUGGGCCAAGUGGUGGAAGCCUGAAAAGGCUGUGAAUGUUGAAUUGUUUCAAUUCAUGGGCAAGGAUAACGUGCCGUUUCAUUCGGUUAUGUUUCCGGGGUGUUUGCUGGGAGCUAAUGAGGGUUGGGUGUUGGUUAAACACAUCAUGGCGACGGAAUAUGUUAAUUAUGAAGAUGGCAAGUUUUCAAAGUCGCGAGGAGUUGGAGUUUUUGGUAAUAAUGCGCAGGAUACUGGUAUUCCUAGCGAUGUUUGGCGGUUUUAUUUAUUGUACAUUCGUCCGGAAGUCGCCGAUUCAAGUUUCAGCUGGACGGAUUUAGCUACGAAAGUUAAUUCCGAGUUGUUGAAUAAUCUCGGCAACUUUUGUAAUCGUGCGUUGGUGUUCACGGAGAAAUUCUUCAACUCAAUGAUCCCCGAAAUGCACCCAACCGACGACGAUUUCAACGUGCUUGCGCUGUGCGCACGCGAAUUACGAGCGUAUUGUUUAGCGUUAGAGAAGACCAAGCUGCGUGAUGGCAUUCGUCACAUUUUAGCCAUUUCCAAGCACGGUAAUCAGUACAUGCAAGCCACGCAGCCGUGGGUGUUGCUAAAAGGCACCGAUGAAGACAAAAAACGUGCCGGUACGGUGAUUGGCAUCUGCUGUAAUAUUACCUGUUUGCUGGCCACGUUACUUUUCCCUUACAUGCCGGAUGCGAGCCGCGCUUUGCGGUCGCAGCUCGCUGCCCCGGCGGAUAACUUCGUAUUAACACCUGAUAAUACUGAUAUUGUUAUGUUGAUACCUGCGGGGCAUAAAAUCGGUAAACCUGCGCCGCUUUUUGAGAAACUAGAAACUGCCAGGGUUGAUGAGUUGAGGCAACGAUUCGGUGGGGUUCAGGAAAAACCUGCGUCUGGUGCUGCUUCAGAUGAUAUUAAAAAAUUAGAACAAGCUGUGCAGGAACAAGCGGAUAAAGUACGCAUUUUGAAAUCAAGCGGUGUGGAGAAAACAAAAUGGCAGCCAGAGGUCGCUAUUUUAUUGGAUUUAAAGAAACAACUAGAAACUGCACAGAAAAGUGCUAAAUCAUCACCGAAAAAGACACCUGCAGCACAACCACAGGCCAGUGGUGAUGUUGCAUCAUUAGAAAAAGCUGUACAAGCGCAGGGAGAAAAAGUCCGAGCGCUUAAAUCCAGUGGUGCUGAAAAAUCAACAUGGCAACCGGAAGUUACCAUCUUACUGUCAUUAAAAAAACAACUAGAAACUGCGCAGACGCAAAACUCCACAAAUCCAAGUGUGGACGUCAAAACCAUCGAAGCCGAAAUAGAAAAACAGGGUCAAGUGGUACGCAAAUUAAAGGAAAGCGGUGCCACUAAGACCGAAGUGCAACCGCAGGUAGAUAUUCUGCUAGCGCUGAAAAAGAAAUUAGCAACUGCGACAGGUCAACCACUUACAACUGGUGGUGGAAAAUCGAAAGGUAAAAAGUAACACACUCGCACGGUUGUACACAAAACAACAUUUAAUAAAAUUUAAAUUAAUUUA